Cooperia oncophora is the source of this 750-nucleotide messenger RNA. Lineage: Eukaryota; Metazoa; Nematoda; Chromadorea; Rhabditida; Trichostrongylidae. The record is from the annotation of a GenBank genome assembly.
AUGGCGGUGGCGAACAGGGAGACCCAGCGACUCCAGCGCAGACUUGAGAAGAGACAAGAGAAAGAUCUCUCUGAGAAAUCGCCUGUUUUGGUGAAAUCCGUCUCGCGCUACAAUUCUAUGGGAACAUUGAAGGAAAAGAGAAGUCCAGAACAUCACAACUGCAUAGCUGAGUCGUGCUCGGCACGCGAAUAUGAGGAAGCAACACCUCGACCACAUCUGUUCGCACGGGAGGUGCCAGAGGUACCAUAUGUGCAGACGUUCAACAACAAUCGCCGGUCAUCGACUCCGAUUGAUCCGUGUGAUGAAUACAAGAAGGCGAAAUGGGUUCUGGCUCUGUUCCUCAUGUCGACUAUCCUCUUCAGUCAAAUUGCUGUCCUCUCUGGAUUCGAAUCCGUCUCGUCGUCAGUGCUCUUAUCACUAUUUUUUGUGAUCGUUUUUAUCUCGAUAGUUCUUGGAUUGCGGCUGACUACGAAUGACUACCUGCACAGGAGGCAAGUGUCGGUUCCGAUGUUCCCCUACUUCUCAUAUCUCACGUUGUUUGUACUGAUCUUCGCCUUGGCGUCAACGAAAUUCUUCGCCUUAGCGCUCUAUGCUAUUUGGCUGUUGACUGGUUUGGUGCUGUACUUCUUCUACGGAUACUGGAACAGUACUGAGCGGCAUAACAACGUUAGCAACGACUGCCCCAACGACGAGGACAGCGAAAUGUAUCGGGCGAUCAUCGGAAAUGAUUACGCAAUUCAAUACGAGUAG